CAGAUCUUGUUGCUUAGCUCUAAUCAUCUGCCAUUUCUAAGCUCUGAGCUUGGUAAGAUCAGCGACGCAGGCCAUCAUUGUAUCAUGGCUCAAGGAUCAGGAUCCUCCUCUGUCACUUAGGGACUUAUGACGUAUUUCUUGGUUUUCGCGGUGAAGAUACUCGCCUCACUUUCGUAGGCCAUCUCUAUGAGUCUCUGCGUCAAAGAGAAUUAGUACCUUCUUUGAUAACAAAGCCCUCCAUGCAGGUGAAGAAAUCCGACCAUUUCUGCUGAAAGCCAUCAAAGGAUCGAGGAUAGCCAUCAUAUUUCUCUCCAAAAAAUACGCGUCGUCAACAUUCUGUCUGGAUGACCUUGCAGAGAUUGUUGAGUGCUUCAAAGAAGGAGGUCGGUUGGUAUAUCCGGUGUUUUAUCAUGUGGAUCCAUCUGUGGUGAGACAUCAGAAAGGGACUUAUGGAAAAGAUUUGGCUCGUUUGAAGGAAAGAUUGGGAGACAGUAUUGAUGACAAGUUGCAGAAAUGGAAGGAGGCUUUGUCUCAAGUAGCUGACUUGACUGGCUGGCAUCUCCAACCCCGGGUUGCAAAAGAUCAAGCGUAUAUUGAAAUGGUUACUUGUGAAGUAUCUAACAAGAUUAAUCGCACUCAUUUGGAUGUUACCAACUAUCCAGUUGGACUUGUGUCUCGAAUAGAAGAAGUAAUCUCACUUUUAGAUCUUUGGUCCAAUGAAGUCAACAUGAUUGGAAUCUGUGGCACUGGUGGGAUUGGUAAAUCAACACUUGCAAGAGCUGUGUAUAACUCAAUUGCUGAUCAUUUUGAUGGUUUAUGUUUUCUUUCUAAUAUUAGAGAAAAUUCUAACAAGCAUGACUUGUCCAAUCUCCAAGAGACAAUACUUUAUGAAUUGGUGAAGGAGAAGGAACUCAAGUUGGGUGAUUUCCAUAAAGGAAUUUCAAUAAUGGAACAUAGGCUUCAACAAAAGAAGAUUCUUUUAAUCCUUGAUGAUGUUGAUAAAUUGAAGCAGUUAAAAGCACUUGCUGGAAGAUGUGACUGGUUUGGCUCUGGAAGUAGAAUCAUCAUUACAACAAGGGACAAACAGCUCCUAGCAAGUCAUGGGGUUCAUAAAAUUUAUGCUGUCAAGAAAUUAAGUUAUAAGGAGUCUCUUCAGUUGAUUAAAUGGAAUGCUUUCAAAAAGGUCAUUAUGAAUUCAGAUUACAUAGAUGUUUUAAAUCGUGCAAUUAAUUAUUCAUGUGGCCUUCCAUUGGCCUUGGAAGUGAUUGGCUCUAACUUAUGUGAUAAAAUAGUUGAUAAAUGGAGUUCUGCACUAGAUGAGUAUGAAAGAAUACCUGCUACAGAAGUUUUUGAAGUCCUUAAAUUAAGUUAUGAUGCUUUGGAAGAAACACAUCAAGAAUUUUUUCUUGACAUGGCUUGUUUCUUUAAUGGAGAGAAAUUAGAAGAUGUCAAAAAUGUGUUGAAGAUUAUACGUGGUGUCGAACCAACUUAUGCUAUUGAAGUGUUGACUGAUAGAUCUCUAAUAAAGAUUAAAAAAGAUCGUGUGACAAUGCACGACUUGAUAGAAGAUAUGGGUAAAGAAAUUGUUCGGCGACAAUCACCAAGAGAACCUGGUAAUCGCAGCAGGUUAUGGUCUUAUGAGGACAUUAUUCACGUGUUGCAAAAUGACACAGGAUCCAAAGAAAUUGAAGUCAUGAUUCUUGAUUUGCCUAAAGGUGAAGAAAUUCAAUGGAGUGGAGAGGAAUUCAGAAGGAUGAAGAACCUCAAAUUUCUUGCCAUAAAAUGUGCAAGUUUUUCUGAAGUCCCCAAAUAUCUCCCAAAUAGUUUAUGUUUGCUAGAAUGGAAGGGGUAUCCUUUAGAGCUCUUGCCUUCUAAUUUUUGUCCAACUCAACUUGUCCAAUUAGACUUGUCCAAUAGUUGUUUUGCAAACCUCCAACCAUUUAUUAAGAAAUUUGAGAGUUUAAGUCACAUGAAUUUUAGCAAGUGCAAAUUCCUAAGUCAGAUACCAAACUUGACAGGAGCUUCUAAUUUAAAAGAAUUGCGGCUUGAUGGUUGUACAAGUUUAAUUGAAAUUGAUGAUUCAGUUGGAUCCUUGGAUAAUCUUAAAGAAUUGAGUGCCAUGCGAUGCAAAAAUUUGAAAAAAUUUCCUGCUACUAUUAAGUUGAGAUCCUUGGAACAUUUAAGUCUCUAUGGUUGUUCAAGUCUUCAAAGUUUUCCAGAUAUAUCAGAAAAGAUGGAGAAGUUAAGAACACUUGAUUUGGAGGGAACAUCCAUCCCAAGAUUGCCAUUUUCAAUUCACAAUCUCAUUGGGCUUGAAAGCUUAAACAUGGAUGCAUGCCCUAAUCUUGUGCAAUUACCGGCUAGUAUUUGUAUGUUGCCAAACCUUUCAGAAGUAACAGCAAAUUUUUGUGAAGGGAUGAGGCAUUUUGAGAUGUGCAGAGGUGGAAAAGAAGGAAGCUUAGAAAGCUCAUCAAUAUCUUUGAAAUUGAAGCAAUUCUGUUUCUCAAAAUGCGAUUUGUCAGAUGAUUCUCUUUCUCUUUGUCUAUCUUACAUCCCUGGCAUUGUAUGUUUAGAUCUAAGGUUUAAUAAUUUUACAACCCUACCAGCAUGCAUCAAAGAAUGUAGGCAUUUAAAAAAUCUUUUGCUGGAUUAUUGUAUGCAACUUCAACAUAUUGAGAGGAUGCCACCAAACUUGGAACAAUUCAGUGCCAUAGGUUGUACUUCAUUCUCCAAGUUAUCCAAGAGCAGAGUAUUGAAUCAGGCAUUCUAUUUUGAACCAGGGAAAAGAAACUUUAUUUUUCCAGGAAAGAGAAUCCCCGAGUGGCUUGACUAUUAUAGUCGAGGAGGCUCCAUGUCCUUUUGGAUUCGUAAUGAAUUCCCAACAAUUUUUAUUUGGUUUCUUGUUGAAAAUGACCAAGAUUCUCCAUACAAGUGUAUGUUCUCAGUGCACAUUAAUGACAUCAAGCUAGAAAUUAAUUCUUCGGAGUGGCUUUUACUGUCAUCAAUAAAGGCUAAUCAUAUAUACAUAUUUGAGCUACAAAGCAUACUUCAAAAGGCUGAACUCCCUCGUGUAAAUAAAUGGAAUCAAGUUAAGGUUUCCAUCAAGAGCAGUGCACAAGAAAUGAAAGAGGAAAAGGAAACUCAUAUUGCAGUUCAUGUAUAUCGGCAACAAAGCAACUUAGAUGAUAUCCGAUUCAGGGAUCCCAAAACAUUCCUUGACAACAAUUCAUGGCAAAAGCUACGACCCCCAACCAAAGAUUGGGAAGGACUUGAAGCUGUCAUGCAUUACAAAGAUAUCAGGGUUGUUGAAUUUGCAAAACAAAAGGAAGUCCUGGGAUCGAAGGAAGGCUUUGGCGAUGAUAGUGGAGUUGGAGUUUAUCAGGAAGUACCCACCAAAUUUCCAACUACAUCUGUGGUGUCUGAUGAGUCCAUCAUACGUAGUAGGAAUAGUGAUAAAGAAAAAAUGUUUGAACUUUUUGCUGGAUUAGUUAGAGUGAUUAUUGUUAAUCACUUAAUUGCUGAAUCAUCCUGAAAUCUAUAUAAAGGACAUCACUUUUCAUUAGAGGUUAAGGGAGUUGUAUCCUACCUCUAGAGAGUAACAGUGAUGAGCUGGCACCAGUUCUGAGGAGGAGCCAUCGUGUGGCAAGAACUUGGAAGGUGAAAGAAAAUGUUGGUUAAAAAGUUACAGAGCAGAGUACAGAGGAGGUUGAGCAAUUUCUGAGGAAUCUUUAUGGUCAUGGCAGCUUCUCCCUGAAUAUUCUAUACUUUUCCCUUCUGAUAUUUUUCUUCUAUAGUGUGAUGGUUAUAUUCCUAAUACUGUUGUUACUGACUUUCCAUUUUUUCUUGAAUUGUCUCUGUAAAUUUCUAGGCACAAUAAUUGUAAUUUUUGUUGAUUUUCUUCUAUGCCAUUGCACUGGCUUUGCAUAAAUGUGUGAAGUGAUAAAUUAAUUGGCCUUGAAGUAUUGAUGGUUGCAGCCUUAUAGGUACAA
Messenger RNA from Prosopis cineraria, 3989 nucleotides. Its product is annotated as disease resistance protein Roq1-like. Gene Ontology annotation, molecular function: ADP binding. The coding region runs from base 599 to 3532 and encodes 977 amino acids. Gene Ontology annotation, biological process: defense response. The transcript has 6 exons. NCBI's taxonomy places the organism in Eukaryota, Viridiplantae, Streptophyta, Magnoliopsida, Fabales, Fabaceae. The record is from RefSeq and is a predicted model, not a curated record.